UCUAAAUAUUAAGUAAAAAUAAAUAAAGCAAGACGCCACUAGAGAACAAAGCAUAGAAUUAGACUCUAUAGAUUCGCCCUUGUCACCAAUACCUGAUCUAGAAAUUUUUUCAGCAUCGGGAUUAAUACAGAUAUUAAUAUUAUAUCAGUGCAUCUUCAAUUAUCACCCAGACAGGUUGAUUUGGUAAGAGUUUAUAAUCGGAGUAACAUAACAUAACCAGCAGAUCAGAUGAUCAAAGUCAUAAUGUAGAACCUUAUAAUAAAAUGUUCCACCACAUCUCUCUGUGUCUCAGUAGAAGAUGAGCCAUAGACCUGACAGCACAGUUGUCCUGUGAACAGAUUGGGUGUUGAAGUGGUGGCAUGUGUGGCACUUCCCCCAGAUGAGUCAACCAUUGUCAUCAAGCCAUCGACUUGGCUUGAUGCUCAAGGUCGGAUCUUCAGCUGUUCCACAAACAAAGAGGGAAUCAUUGUUGAUUUCCAGUCACCAUUCCAUCAUCCAGCUCACCUCUCCACUCAGGUUACAUUUGGUCUUGGACUGUGUCACACCUCUGCAUCUGCUGCUGCUAUGUAUAGAGUGUGCUCUCAGAGUUGCACCAACAGAUACAGAGAGGAGAAUACUGUCUUUGGCAGUUCAACAAGUGGUGCAUGUAGUUGGAUUUCAAAACAGAUUGAACUGCUUUUAAUGAAUGAGCGUUUGGUAGGGAGCUGCAGCAGAAACUAAUGGCGGCCAGCAGCUGCCAGGGGUCCGGACACAGUGAGGCAGCAGACAUGUUGAAGGUCAACGUCAACGGCAAUAUUUUCAGCGUGGACAGAACCGUCAUGGCAGACAACUGUGAGUACUUCAGAGCGUUGUUCCAGUCUGGAAUGAGAGAAUGCCAGCAGGAGGAGGUACACCUGCGAAGCGUUGGCGUUCAGGGAUUCCUGGUGCUGCUGCGGGUGCUGCAGGGGGAGCGGCCCAUGCUCAACGGUGACCAGAUUGUUGAAUCGAUUGAAUGCACGGCUUUUCUCCAGGUACCAGCUCUCACCAAACACAUGAUGAACAUCAUCAGCUCUGAAAACUGUUUGCUUAUGUAUCACACAGCUGCUGUCUACGGGGUAUGGGAGCUGUCCCACCACUCGGCCUUAUUCAUCAGGGACAUGUAUGCUGAUCUGAAGGAGGACAUGCACGCCUUACCCAGGCAGAUGGCGGAGUACGUGGAGUCUGUUUCCCCAAGCAGUUACAUGGCCAUGUGCAGCCACUCUCCAUCCUCAGAGCUGCUGCACAAUGUCCAGAGAACGGUUUGCUAUCUGGAUGAGGAACACAGGAAGUGGAGAACCCUCACUCAGCUGCCACUGAGCACCAGCACCACCAUGGCAGGGGUGGCUGUCCUUGACAACAAACUGUAUAUCAUUGGAGGAGUACAUGAUGUCAGUAAGAGAGUUGUGGAGGCCGGGUUCUGCUACAACCCUACAGAUGACACUUGGUCCACAAUUUGUGGUCCCCAGCAGCUGCGCUACAGCUUCACACUGAUUGGUCUUGAGGGAUGUCUCUAUGCCUUAGGAGGGAAGUUCAACAUGAAGGAUCUGUCAUCGGUGGAGAGACUUCAGACGUCUGAGGGGAGUUGGGGCUUUGUCUCAGCCCUGCCCUGCCAGAUAGCGUCUGUGGUGUCAGCUGUAGCCAUGAACAGGAUCUUCAUCUGUCUCUGGAGAGGGAAGGGGGCCACAGAUGUCCACGAGUACGUCCCAGAGGAUGACCGCUGGCUUUUGGUCACAACACUCAUCCGCCAGCAGAGCUAUGGACUUUACAUGGUGGGCCACAGGGAUAAUCUGUACAUGAUGCGGAACGGACCGGGUGAGGACUUCUUGCUGUGUGUGAUGGACUGCUACAACCUGACCUCAGGUCAGUGGACAGCCAUGUCCGGUCACUAUAGCAACAGCAAAGGCUCUCUGUUCACCGCUGUGGUCAGAGGCGAUUCGGUGUUCACCCUUAGUAGACAUGUUACCACUGAGUACAGGGUGGAGAAGACCCAGUGGAGGAGAAAGCGUGAGAUGGAAGGUUUCGGUCGGGUUGGAUCCAUCUAUACGUUCCAGAUGAGGCUUCCUAAGCACACCGUCUCUCUCAGGGAUAGAUGUUUGGAUCAAACUUCAGAAGAAAGCUUUAGAGACAAACAGAUUGUUCCCCUUCCUUUACAGUGCUCCUAUAACUUCUGAAGGGAAAUUCUGAAGUUGGCUUUUGUGGAGCACUAAUAAGCAGUCAGCAUCUUCCCCAUAGAAGUGAAAAACUUGUUGGAGCAGGAUUGUUCCAGAG
Messenger RNA from Poecilia latipinna (sailfin molly), 2286 nucleotides. RefSeq names its product kelch repeat and BTB domain containing 13a (gene kbtbd13a). Bases 720 to 2189 code for a protein of 489 amino acids. The transcript has a single exon. Gene Ontology annotation, molecular function: protein binding. Lineage: Eukaryota; Metazoa; Chordata; Actinopteri; Cyprinodontiformes; Poeciliidae. The record is from RefSeq and is a predicted model, not a curated record.